GGCAAAAGCGUUCGUCGCGAGAACGAUGGCGGCACUUGCUGUGUCUGUCUAUUCCUCCCCCAGUUCAUCUCUCAAACCCUCUCUUUCCUCUCUGAAAAUCUCUCCAUUUUCUCGUCUAUCAUUCUGCAAUCGGAAUGAAACCGCCUUUACAGUUCAAUCCUUAAGCCUGAAGCUCAACCAUAACUUUCUCGGCUUCUCCGAUAAAAUUCCCAGGAUUUUGAGGGAUAGGAAAUCUCGGUUUUGUUUGAAUUGUAAGAAAGGAGAAAGCAACAAUGGAAUUGGGGAUGAGAUUGAUGAGACAGAGAGAUUGGCGAGAGGAGAGAGUACAAUGCCUGAUAGAUUCAGGUACUUGACUAAAGAAGCACCUGAUCCUCCCGUGAGGUGGCCUUGGUUUGUGGCAUCAGCCUUCCUUGUCUAUGCAUGGAGAGCCGUCCUUUUUGAACUAUCUAAUUGGAGAAAGGCUGCCUUGGCAUCAGUUCGCUUUGUUGGAUACCUUUUGAAACUUGGCGUGGCACUUAUCUUCCAUUUCAUAGGAGAUCCAGUCACUUCUGUGAUUAGAUGUAUAGAGACAGCAACCUAUACUGUCCGAGCUUCCUACUCCUGGAUUGUGGCAUAUGCUCCUAUUCCAGAACUAACUACAAUUAUCAUGCUUGCGUCAGCUGUGCUUGCUAUUGGAGAAGCUGCAGUUCCAAACUCUGUAAGCAGCCAGUCAUAUCUUCUAACAAUAUCUGGCCUAAUUGGUUAUGCAGCGGUUAGAAGCUAUAUCUCUGAGCUAUUCUUCUGGACACUUCUGGUGGGCUUGUAUAGUUUCUCCCGAUUAGUCAAAAAGCGAGACGAUGUUACAUCUGCACUGCCUGUUGCAGCUGUACUAGUUGCAGUUGGGGAACCCUGGGUGAGGUUUUUGGUGAUGGCUUCAUAUCUAGCUCUAGCUAUUUUUCACCAUUCAAAGAAACCUUUGGAACAAAAGGAGGAAGUUGAAGUUUUAAUGACUGGUAGGAGGGUUCCAGUGCCACUGCUGUUUGCAGCUUUAGCCAUUGGCAUCCGAGUUGCUGCCAAGUGGGCAGGCUAUAGGCAUCUGACGUGGAUGAUCGUUUGAGAGCGUAGGAGGCGCUCUACAAGCUAUCAGAUUGUAACAAGAGUGGGCCUUUGUAUUUAUUGAGAUGGCUCCUGUGAUUAAUUUGUCACUCGCAAUUCAAUUUUGUAACGGUAUUGAUUUCUUUCCAUAAAUACUUCAUGGUUUUAGUUUUUUCUUACAAUUGAUCCUUGUAUUAUUAGAAGUUUCUAGAGCUUUUUUUCUUUUUGCAGAUUUUGAUCUUGGACUUCUCUGUGUUUUUCUAUUUCUUAUUAGUGAUAAUGUUCUUAAAGAUAUCUCUGAUCAUUCAAUCCACCAUGUUUGGCGGAGUGGAUCAACCCCCUGUUUUCACAGGGAAAAAUCUAUUUGGUAAAAACUACAAUUUACUGAUAAAUUACCUGCUUACUUGGAA
Carica papaya (papaya) is the source of this 1484-nucleotide messenger RNA. RefSeq names its product embryo defective 1923. Lineage: Eukaryota; Viridiplantae; Streptophyta; Magnoliopsida; Brassicales; Caricaceae. The record is from RefSeq and is a predicted model, not a curated record.